AUGGGUCAUAACCCAUUGGGCCCUGAACACCAUUUCCCUGAAGCUCAAGACAUGGAAAUGGAUGAUGACCAGGAUCCCGCCGAACCACCAUCUGGGACACCUACUCACCCCAUCGAGAUUUCGGAUGGGUCGUCUUUUCAUGGAUCACAUUACCGCGGUCCAGACAGCUACGAGGCAAGAUUUGCCCAAUACGACUGGGUGUUUACUCCCUCCUACCACUCAGCACCUCAGCAGCAGCAGCAGGAUCCCUCUGAGGAUUCACGUUUUGUAGCGGUCACUCCACCGCCACCGCCGCCCGUUCAGCAGCCUUCUCCGGAGCCACCGAGAGGGAGAAGAUCAAACGCACGGAUGUCCAUGCGAGGGGGAGUCCGUAUCAGCACCCCUCAACCUUCGAGUGGCAGUCAUUACCCGCCACUAUAUGAAGACCCACAGAUGGGUUGGCCUUCAAACCCCGUUUCUGAGGUGGACUCUGCGCCAGUCGCGCGGCCACCAAUGGGUUAUGAUAACCCAAUUCCUUCAUACGCCGGUGCAGCGGCGUAUAACCCUUUUGAGGAGCCAACCCAUACCAACUACAACUACAACUACGCCGAAGCUGACCCAUACCUUGUAGCAGCGAACUACAAUGCUCUUCAUCCCGAGGGGCCCUAUGGAGCUCCCUGGGGGAUUGGAUACCCAGCUUAUGGGUACCAGCACCCGCCACCUCCUCAACCUCCACAUCAGCAGCCGCCGCAACCGCCAUUGAUACCGCCAACGCAACAACUGGAGAUUCUCCAAAGGUUGAGCCAGGUGGAGCGGGAGGUUCAAGAAGAACGUAGGAACAACCGAGGAUUUCUCAAAGGUCUGACGAGUUUAAUCAAGGGAAAGAAGAAGAGGGAUUUUUGA
This is a messenger RNA of Helianthus annuus (common sunflower), 882 nucleotides long. RefSeq names its product leucine-rich repeat extensin-like protein 2. Bases 1 to 882 code for a protein of 293 amino acids. The transcript has a single exon. NCBI's taxonomy places the organism in Eukaryota, Viridiplantae, Streptophyta, Magnoliopsida, Asterales, Asteraceae. The record is from RefSeq and is a predicted model, not a curated record.